This is a messenger RNA of Panonychus citri (citrus red mite), 7695 nucleotides long. RefSeq names its product potassium voltage-gated channel unc-103-like (gene sei). The record is from RefSeq and is a predicted model, not a curated record. Gene Ontology annotation, biological process: potassium ion transmembrane transport; membrane repolarization during action potential. The coding region runs from base 3120 to 6650 and encodes 1176 amino acids. Gene Ontology annotation, cellular component: membrane. The transcript is spliced from 16 exons. Gene Ontology annotation, molecular function: inward rectifier potassium channel activity. NCBI's taxonomy places the organism in Eukaryota, Metazoa, Arthropoda, Arachnida, Trombidiformes, Tetranychidae.
UGGGAAUCAUUUUUAACAAUCAAUUUAAUUUCUAUUUAAUUUUAACUUUUUAAUCAUCUUCCAACUACACUGGUGGCUCUUAAUUACUAACGUAAACUCUUGCAACUAUUAAAUUAUUCAUUCAACUAUUGAUUCAAUUUCUUUCCUUCUCCCAAUUGAUCCUUUGGUUUCAUCUACUAAUUUUUUUUUUAGAAAAUUUUGUUUCUAUUUUUUGUUUCUCUUUGGUUGAUAUUUUGUUCCAUGUUAUUAUUUGGUUAAUUUUAUUUAAUGUUCCUGAAAAGAUGAAGACUCUAAAAGGUAAUACUAAUUCACUUAAUGGUGAAACAUUAAGGUUAAUUGUUGGAAAGAGUAACAACCAGCAAAAAAAAAAAAGCUUAAAUGGUUCCUUGAUGUUUUCUCUGGUUCCAUGUUCGUGUUGUCCGGUCAAACGUUUCUCCUUCUUUGUCAAACCAUUUCUAUGUUAUUUCUUUUCUUUUCUCUAUCACAUCAAAUGAGGAAGAAAAUUUUAAUAACUUGGUAAACACUAUCUGGAUAUUGGACUUGAAAAGUGAAACGAAAAACAAGUCAAAAGUUACUUUGUAAUAACUCAAUUUCUAUAUGGAUCUUGGAUGUUAUUCUUAUGCUGAUGAUAAUCAAAAGUGAAACCUUUUUGUUACCUUAUAUUUUUUUUUCGUGCUAAAUGUCAACUUUAGUUAUUUACUCUCUGAUUUACAUAUUUUAGUAUGUGUAUAUGAGAAUCUAUAUAAUAACACUGGUAAAGAAAAGGGAAUAUAAAAUUUAUUCCAAUUUAUUUGAAACGUUUCCUGAUUCCGUUAACAUGGAUUUCAUAUUCUGAUUUUCAGAUUUGUGUUGAAAAACAAAACAAUUUUAAACAUGAUGAUGAAACAAUCAACUAAUCAUAAUGAUAUAAACAUAACAAUCAUUAUUAUUAAAUCAUUUCAACUCACACACACACACACACAGGUAAUGUUACCAUUAACCAGGAUCAACCCAAGAAUCAAAUGAGGAAAGAAACAAAAGUUUCAUCUUAAACCAGAAUUGGAAAUGAUUACAAUUAUAUUCCAGGAAUAAUAACAAUAAUCUAAUAAUUGUAAUUAUGUUGACGAUGAGAAAUCAAAUGAAAUGAUGAUAAUCAAAGUAAUUUAAAACCUCAGGUAACAAAUUAAAGGUGUGACCCUUUUAUAAGAGACCAGUAAAAUUAACCAACUAAACAUUAGCAAUGAAAAUGAAAUGUAAAUCAAUACAGUUAAUACAACAAUCAGUUGAUUGGAAGGGACAAACAAAAACCGCAAAAUUGUAAACAAUUAACUAGUAAAUUACCAAUUGAUUGGAUUAGUUAAAUUGAGAGACAGUUACAACUAAUCCUAGAAAGUUAAUCAAUUGUUAGAUGCUAAAUGUGACAUGAAACAAAAAAAACGGUGAACAUGUUACCUGGACAAUUGAAAUUAAUAUGAGUAACAAUUAACUCUCACACUGACUCAACCUAAUUUUCAAUGUGUUCGUAACAAUUUAUAUAUAAAAAGGAAAAAGCAAUCAAAUUAAAUUGUAACAAUCAAAGCUCAUGCUCAUGAACUUUGAUGGGUAAAAAUAAAAGUAAAGGUGAAUAACAAUUUAUCAUCACAAUUUACAAUCGAUAAUAUAAACUCCAAGAUGAACCAGCCCGGUCAUCUAUGAGUUUCCUUUAUUUAGACUCACCUUUACCUUUUAUCAUCCUUCAUGAUAAUCAUCAUCAUCAUUAUCAUGAUGAUAAACUGGACAUGACAAGAGAGAGAGAGAGAGAGAGAGAGAGAGAGCAUCUUUUCACAAUUUUCCAAUCACUUUGCGAAAAUUAUCCAAUCAUCAGUUGCGAUUAUCAUAAGAUAACGAUUACCUGAUAAUUGAUGAUCAAUUUUAAUCAUGAAAGAAUUGAAUUGAAGCUAAAUAAUCAGGGAGAAAAACUGACUUCCACCUCAUCCUACUAUUCAUCAUUUCCGUUUCCUUUUUUUUCUUUCCUUUUCCUUGAUUGUUUUUUUUCAUCCUCUAAUUUCUUGUUAACUAUUAAAUACUAAACCAGUUGUAUUGUAAUAGUAAAAAUAACCUCGAAAGUUUAAUUGUUCAAAUUGUUAUAUAAUAGAAAAGGUUGAUUAGUUUUUUUUCUGGAAGAAAAUUUUUUUUUUCUUCUCUCCCAAAUCGAAACAAGUCCAAAGAAAAAACAAUUUACUCUCAUGUUUGUUUGCUUUAAUUGUUGUAUCAACAUAAUCAUCUUCAUUUGAUUGUUUGUCGAUUAUCAACUUUAAUUUGAUUUGAUUUUACGGUUACAAUUAAUUGUAGAUCGUUAAUUGUGUUAAUACCUUUUCUUUGGUUCUUUCUCAAUGUUUACGUUUUCUUCCUAUGGCUUUUUAUUGAGUUCGAAAGAAGAAAAAAAAACAGUUACUUCUCUCUCUUGCAACUCUUUUUCUUCAUUGCGAUUUAUCUUCUUCUAUCAUCAUCAUCAUCUUCAUUGACUGUCUCCAUUUCUCUUUCUUUAUCAUCAUUCGCAACCUUCUGUCUAUCUCUCUGUCGACAAUAUCUACUUUUUUUACUCUCUGUUAUUUUCCUAUUGAGUUGAGUUUCUAUUUCAUCUCAACCCAUACAAAGAAGUGCAAGUUAACUUGUUACUUUGUUUUCCUUUCUUUUUCUCUUUCAUCUUCUCACCUUAUCAUCCUCUUAUCAUCAUUAUCUUCAUUAUAUUCUCACUAUUGUAUAUCAUCAUCUCUAUCAUCUUUUAUCAUCUUUCUCUCUCUCUCUCCCUGUGUCUUUCUCAGUCUCUCCUCUGAUCUUUUUACUUUACUGUUGAAACUUUUAUCAUCAUGUUAACAUUAACAAUUAUCUCUGUUUAUAAAUUAUUAUUACUUUUAAUUAACUACGAACACAAUUAAUAUCCAAUUUUUUAAUAAUCCAAUAAGUGAUUCAUGAUUGGUAAUGUUAAUCAAUGAGAUUAUCAAAUAUAUUUUACUGGGAGUUUUUUUUAUCAAUUGAUUAUCAAGGCGGUCUCACUAGUCGGAGUAAGUUGAUGUUAUUGUUAUUGAAGAAAGUGUUUAUUACUUUACCAUUGGAAUAUCAUCAUCAUCAUCAUCUUCCUUAUCUUCCUCAUCCAAUCAAUGAGAACCCGAUUCACCAAAAUGGUUCCUCUUCUGGAGCGAUCACCUCGUGAACUAUCAGCCACCAAACUCGAAGAUGAUGUUGCUCAAGUUUCCAAGCCCGUUGGAAGUAAAUUAAAGUCAACAUCAUCGUCAUCCGAAGUGACUGUUGGUGAGGGUGAAGAAUCAACUGGACUGUCCAGUAUUGGUGAUAAACGAAAGAGUGAAGAUGAUAAAUUUGAUUUAAAUUCUAGUGAAACAAAUCUGGAUAAAGGUAGUACCUCUCAGGGAGAUUAUUCAAUCCAUGUUGAUAAUAUUAAGAAUAGAAAUGUUUCCAUUGGGAUGAUCGAUGCUCUGGUAACUGGAUCAUCUUUAACUGCAUCUUCAUCGUCUCCACCUCAAUUUGCUCAUACACACUCUUCAUCUUGUCCACCCUCGCGACAACCCUCUUCCCUACAAUCACAAUCGUCUAAUGGUGAUAUUGUUAUCGGUUUUGUUAAUAGUGGUUCUAGACGAGGGGGAAUGUUACUUAAUCGUCAGUAUGCCAUUGAUGUACCUUUACCUGGUCAUCAACUAAGCUCAGGAAGUGGAUCUAAAGAUAUUUCCGGUCAAGUGAAUGGUUCCAAUCAAAGGAAAACAACACCAACAAUCAUUUUCUCACCAGAUAAUUCACUUGAAUCAAAUGGUUGUACCACCGGAGGUGGAGGCGGUGGUAAAAGUGGAAUUAGUCCCGGUGGUCGGACCAAUUCGGCUCCUGGUUUACAACAACGAGUUCGACACGAACAAUGGUCCAAUCAGGCUAAUCAACAUUCUAGUUAUAAUAGUUCACUUCGUUCUAAUGGUGAUCUAGCCAAUCAGUCAACUAAAUCACGAUCAAGACGAAGUUCACUUCAUGAAAUUAAGGAAAUUGCCAAACGAAAGUUCAGCAUUUUACCUCAUGUGUUGUCAUUAAACUCGGAUGUUGUUCCUGAAUAUAAGUAUGAAGAACCAGGAUUCCAAGGUGAUGAUAUGAUUAAAUCGUUGACCGCUGCGAGGAAAGGAGCGAAUCGAGGUAUUCUUAAGUGGACAAUUUUACAUUAUUCGCCUUUUAAAGCCAUUUGGGAUUGGAUUAUUUUGAUACUUGUUAUUUAUACUGCGAUAUUUACCCCAUACUAUGCAGCUUUUUUACUACAAUCAAAUACACGAAUAGUUACCAAUAUAAACGAUCCAAAUGUACCAAGACAAGAUCAAUCGUUUUCUCUUGUCGAAGCCAAAGACCUUGCAACCUCCCGUUAUGAUCUACUUUUCAUCAUCGAUAUUGUCGUUGAUAUUAUGUUCAUUAUCGAUAUUUUGAUAAAUUUUCGUACCACUUAUAUUAAUCAGUGUGACGAGGUAAUAAUUGUUGUUACAAAUCCAAAUAAAAUUGCGACUCAUUAUUUACGAGGUUGGUUCAUUAUCGAUCUGGUUGCCGCUCUUCCGUUUGACCUUAUUUUCAUCGAAGCUGAUAUUGAUGAUGCAACAACGUUAAUUGGUCUUCUCAAAACUGCUCGAUUACUUCGGUUGGUUCGAGUGGCUCGAAAAAUUGACCGUUACUCUGAGUACGGAGCCGCUGUGUUACUAUUACUUGUUGCUGCCUUUGCCCUUGUAGCUCAUUGGUUAGCAUGUAUUUGGUAUGCAAUAGGAAAUGCUGAGAGACUGAAAGAUUAUAAUUACCGUUAUAAAAUUGGCUGGUUAUAUGUACUUGCCAAUGAUACUUAUCAUUUUUAUGAACAUGAUGGAACCGGUGGACCUUCAAUAAGAACCAAAUAUAUUACUGCCCUUUACUUUACUUUCUCAUCAUUAACCUCGGUGGGUUUUGGUAAUGUUGCACCGACCACUGAUAUGGAAAAGGUUUUCUCGGUCAUCACAAUGCUGGUCGGUUCCCUUAUGUACGCCUCCAUCUUUGGUAAUGUCUCAGCGAUAAUACAACGUCUCUACUCUGGUACCGCUCGUUAUCAUACCCAAUUGUUGCGAGUUCGUGAGUUUAUCCGUUUUCAUCAAGUGCCCAAUCCAUUGAGACAACGAUUAGAAGAGUAUUUUCAACAUGCCUGGAGUUAUACUAAUGGAAUUGAUAUGAAUAUGGUUCUUAAAGGAUUCCCUGAGUGUCUUCAAGCUGAUAUUUGCCUUCAUUUAAAUCGUAAUCUCCUCAAUAAUUCAGCAGCAUUUAAAGGUUUCUCCGAUUUUCAUCUAGAUGCAUCACCUGGUUGUCUUCGUGCUUUAUCAAUGAAAUUCAAGACAACCCAUGCACCUCCUGGAGAUACACUUGUCCACAAAGGAGAUGUACUAGUGGCCUUAUAUUUUAUCGCUCGAGGUACCAUAGAGAUUUUAAAUGAAGAUACUGUUGUUGCCAUUCUUAGUAAAGAUGAUGUUUUCGGUGAGAAUCCAUUACGUUAUCCAACAAUUGGUAAAUCAUCAUGUAACGUUCGUGCAUUAACCUACUGUGAUCUCCAUAAAAUAUCCCGUGAAGAUUUACUCCAAGUUUUUGAAAUGUAUCCUGAGUUCAUUGAAAAUUUCAACGGUAACCUGAAGGUCACCUUUAAUUUAAGAGAUGAGAGUCAAAAAGGUGUACCCGCUCGUCGUAAGCGAUCACAUAAGUGUCUAACUUCCCGAAGUUUGGCCUCACCUCCAUCAGAGGAAGAGCAAGAAGAGAUUGGUAAUAAUAAUUUAGAGGCCAAAGCUGAACCUCGGAGUUAUUAUGGACCUUUCGUCGCUUCUUCUCUAGAAAAUGAAGACGAUGAUCCUGAUCCAUUGUUGGUCUAUUAUAAUAAUAUUCGUAGACGGAAUUCUGGAGCGGGAAUACUUGAAUUCUCACCAGCAAAAGCAGGUCGAGAUGUAACUCCAGCUAAUUAUGAUUUUCGAGAGGCUCGAAAAAAGCGUAAAAAAAGUGUCACCAAUCACUCACUUGCAGGUGCCUUGUCCAGUGUUAAUAAUCUCGCCUUUACAACGGCUCAUCAUCAUAAUCAAUCUUCAUCUCCUUAUUCAGAUGAAUCAAAAAGCCCAUCGAGCAAGGACCCUCAGGGUAGACUUGUUUGUCCGCCAACAGCUGAUAACAGUAUCGAUAAUGAUUAUCUAAGGAUAAAUCAAAAUCAACAAGAGAAACUUGUACAAAAAGUUAAUCAACUUGCAAUAAAAUUGAAUGACAUGGAGAAAAAUGUAUCUGAUAAACUUGAAAAUGUUCAAUCGUUACUGCGAAGUUUAGUUCGAGACCAUGAUGAGAAUGGUGAUAAAGGUGAAACCAUCUCGAUUCCAAUUGAAUCGAGUCAAUGUGUACCACUCAGUCGAACCUGUUCCUAUUCUAGUAGCCUGCAAACUCGAAGUCAUCCAACUAUCAGGCCAAAACUGCGUCCAACUCGUAGUCUAAUUGAAACCUUGGAAUCGACAGAUAAAUCAAUCGAAAUGUCGGAUACUUCACCUUACGAUUAUGAAGAAUUGAGAGCCUCCCUUCAGGUGGACGAAGAUGAUGUGUCAUCAUUAUCUCUUCAUGAGGGUCAUUCAGCCCUCGAUCAAAAUCCAAGAGAUGAAAGUUUCUGCUGAUUUAUCUCUCUCUCUCCCCGAAUCAUUUCGAUGACACACCCUUCUCAGAAUAGAAAUAAAAAGAAAGUUCGAAAAGUUCGAGAGAGAGAAAAAAAUUGAAACCAUGAAUCGAGAAUAGAAAAUGUAAAUUUGGAAACAAAGAGAUGAAAAGAUGACCAUUUACAAUUUGAUUGUGUCCACUUAGUUUCCUUCUUGGGUGGACAAAUUUAAUUGUGAUUAACAAUCAAUAUCCACGAGGUUGGCUAAUCAAAACUCAAUUAGAAUCGUUUUGAUUUUUCUCUCUCUCUCUUUCCAACUAAUCCAAUUUGUUAAUAAUUUAAAGACUUAAAUCAUUUUGUUUUCCAAUUUAAAAAUCUCAACAGAAACAUUUCUCAUGGAUUAUGAUCUUAAUUAAAUCCACUGAUUAAUCAAAUCACAUGAUGAUUAACAUAAAUCAUUUAGUGUCCUCCAUUUAAACGAUGUAAACAAAGAAACAUGAUUAACUUUUUUGAUUAAUUUGCCAAAAAAAUGUUAUUAAAAUCUAAUUGAAUUUGAUUUCUAUUAUCACGAAAAAGUAAAUCAAAUCAAAUUCAACAAUUAACAUCAAUGGAAAAACAAUUGUCACAAUUAAUUACGCUCAAGAAAAUGCAAGAAUAAACAAUUCAAAUCAAUUAACUAAUCAUCAAGAUUCAAGAUGAUGAUUAAAACUUUUCAAUCCUUAAUUAUGGGAACACUAAAUUCAAUUUCUAAUCAAUUAAUUAUGCUCAAUUUUUAAUCAUACUCAUUAUGUAUCAUAUGUUAUAUCCAAUAAUUAACUUUAAUUGUUAACCUUUUACCAUCAAACGGACCAAAUGUUAAUCUAAAUCACCAUUCAAUGAUUAAUCUACUUUAAUCAUUUCCAAUAUUGUAAAUUGUUAAUCUCUCAAUGAUUUAGUUUAAAUUGAGCAAUUUAAAAAUAAAGUGAUUCCAUUAAUAGACUUGAAAGGAAUCAAUUAAUUGGUGAGAAGUGCCUAUUCCUUGACAAUGAUUUAUUGAUUAUCCUUUAAUUGUCAACAAGAAAGAUUGA